Messenger RNA from Quercus robur (English oak), 2412 nucleotides. Its product is annotated as probable leucine-rich repeat receptor-like protein kinase At1g35710. Gene Ontology annotation, biological process: hormone-mediated signaling pathway. The transcript is spliced from 2 exons. Lineage: Eukaryota; Viridiplantae; Streptophyta; Magnoliopsida; Fagales; Fagaceae. Gene Ontology annotation, molecular function: protein binding. Gene Ontology annotation, cellular component: plasma membrane. The record is from RefSeq and is a predicted model, not a curated record. Bases 94 to 2412 code for a protein of 772 amino acids.
CCAUCUAUAAAUUAAUAUCUCUAUCCAUUUCAACCCAUUCAUCCACUUCUUCUUCCAACCUUACUUUAUCCUUUCCUUCCAUCACCCUACAUUAUGACUUCCCUUUCAAACAAACCUCUCUUCAACCAAUUCCUUUCAUCUCUACUCUUCUUCCACCUUCUUCUCAUCGUGCUCCAUUUCAUUUCCUCAUCCACUGCUCCUGUUUCCUCCCUAUCUUCACCUUUUGCUCACUCUAGCAGUAAGGUUAAGAUAGAAGAGGAAACAAAGGAGGCGAUGGCUCUUCUAAAUUGGAAAACCAGCCUUCACAACAAAAGCCAAUCUCUCUUGUCCUCGUGGGUUGGAACCAAUCCUUGCAAUUGGGUCGAAAUAAAUUGCGACCACUCUGGAAGCGUCACUCAUCUAAACCUUUCAAGUUAUGGUUUGAGAGUUACGCUUCACAAUCUCAACUUUCAAUCCUUGCCCAAUCUACUCAGUCUUAACCUUUCUUACAACUCACUAUCUGGAAUCAUUAACCCAAAUAUUUCUCAUCUCUCCAAACUCUCUCUUCUUGACCUUUCUGUUAAUCAAUUCACUGGGAGAAUUCCUUCUGAAAUAGGCAAAUUAACCAGCCUUCACAUCAUUGACCUUUCUGUCAACCGUAUGACUGGACUUAUUCCUCAAGACGUAGGAGCAUUAAUUUCUCUGAGUAAGCUUGAUUUCUCAUUUAACAAUCUCACGGGUGUCAUUCCUACUUCUCUUGGAAACUUAAGCAACCUAACCACUUUAUAUCUUCAUACGACUCAACUUUCUGGUUCCAUCCCUCAAGAAUUAGGAAUGCUAAGUUCUCUGAUUGACCUUAAGUUAACAACAAACAAUCUAAUAGAUGUCAUCCCUAUUUCUCUUGGAAACUUGAGCAAAUUGACCACUUUAUAUCUUUUUGAAAAUCAACUUUCUGGUUCCAUCCCUCAAGAAUUAGGAAUGCUAAGUUCUCUGACUGACCUUGAUUUAUCAAUAAACAAUCUAAUAGGUGUCAUCCCUACUUCUCUUAGAAACUUGAGCAAAUUGACUACUUUAGAUCUUUCUAUAAACCAACUUUCUAGUUCCAUCCCUCAAGAAUUAGAAAUGUUAAGUACUUUGACUGACCUUUUGUUAUCAAUAAACAAUCUCACGGGUGUCAUCCCUACUUCUCUUGGAAACUUAAGCAGUCUAACCACUUUAUAUCUUCAUACGAAUCAACUUUCUGGUUCCAUCCCUCAAGAAUUAGGAAUGCUAAGUUCUUUGAUUGACCUUGAGUUAUCAUCAAACAAUCUCACGGGUGUCAUCCCUACUUCUCUUGGAAACUUAAGCAAUCUAACUACUUUAUAUCUUCAUUCGAAUCAACUUUCUGGUUCCAUCCCUCAAGAAUUAGGAAUGCUAAGUUCUCUGACUGACCUUGAGUUAUUAGUAAACAAUCUCACGGGUGUCAUCCCUACUUCUUUUGGAAACUUAAGCAACCUAACCAUUUUAUAUCUUGAUGAGAACCAAUUUUCUGGUUCCAUCCCACAAGAAUUAGGAAUGCUAAGUUCUUUGACUAACCUUGGGUUAUCAGAAAACAAUCUUACAGGUGUUAUCCCUACUUCAUUUGGAAACUUAAGCAAACUAACCACUAUAUAUCUUCAUACGAAUCGACUUUCUGGUUCCUUCCUUCAAGAAUUUGGAAUUGUAAGUUCUCUAAGUGAUCUUAAGUUAUCAUUUUACAAUUUUGUAGGUAUAAUUUUUGCUUCUAUAGGAACCUUAACUAAGCUCACUUAUUUCAGAUUGUUCACUAAUAAGCUAAGUGAUCUCAUUUCAUUUGAACAGAACAAUUUUACGCAAUUGAAGGAGUUCCACAUAUUUGGAAACCAAUUCACCGGUCACUUGCCCGAAAAUGUGUGCAGUGGUGGAUUGCUUGAGAAUUUCACCGCAUAUGAUAAUUAUUUUAUUGGUUCAAUACCAAAAUCCUUGAGAAACUGCACAAGCCUCAAUAGAGUCCGACUUAAUGGAAAUCAACUUAUUGGAAAUAUAGGAGAAAGUUUUGGGAUAUACCCACGCUUAACAUACAUGGAGUUAAGUUAUAAUAAACUUUAUGGUGAGCUUUCAGCUAAUUGGGGGCAAUGUCAAAACUUGGCAAGCCUAAAAAUCUCUAACAAUGACAUUUCAGGUAGAUUACCUCUUGAGCUUGGAGAAGCAAGUCAAUUACAAGUGCUCAUCCUCUCCUCAAAUAAGAUACAUGGGAAAAUCCCCAAGGAAUUAGGUAAGUUGAAAUUUUUGUUAGGCCUUUAUCUAGAUGGUAACAAAUUUUCUGGACAAGUUCCUUACAAUUUCGAGAUGCUAUCAAAUCUGGAGCAACUUAAUCUCGCCAAUAAUAAUCUAAGUGGCCUUAUUCCUAACCUAGGGAAAUCAAAAACUUUCUAA